Cladocopium goreaui is the source of this 2181-nucleotide messenger RNA. The record is from the annotation of a GenBank genome assembly. Lineage: Eukaryota; Dinophyceae; Suessiales; Symbiodiniaceae.
AAAGAAAAACGGAAAGAGCAGAAAAAAAGAAUCUUGGCAAAGAAAGACAAGAAAAACGAAAAGGAGGAUGUCUCCGAAGCUUCAUCCAAUGCACAGGAGUCAGAUGAAGAGGAAAAGGCCAAGCCAAAGGACUCAGUCACUGCAAAGCCAAAGGUCAACCAGGUCCAAUCGACAGGUGAUGAGGAAGUAGCCAAAGCGGAGGUGGAUUUCUUUGGUUCCAUGGGAAAGGAGCGGGAGAAAGAUGCUAAGCUGAAGGAGGAUCCUGACAAAGUGAAGGUGAGUGAAAAGGAGUACAAUCCCUUUCUGCGCGGAGAGGAAUCCAAUCUCCCAGUACCGCAGUCUGCAAGCGCCAGCUCCAUUCCUGAGCAUCUGCGUGUUGGUCCUGCUUGGGCAAAGAACGAUUGGCGGAAGCGGCUAAACAAGCGGCAGGCAGAUUCCAGGAACGAUGAGGCGAAGCCUCGAUCUUCUCCACCUCGCCGCCGGACGGAGCAGGAUGAACCAUACCAAAAACCGGAGACGCUGUCAGAUCGCGGUCCAACCGGUGGAGGGUGGAGAGCUGCAAAGAAAGCAGUCACUCGCCGUUCCCCAAGCCGCGGCAAGCGCAGCCGAAGCCGAAGCAAAAGCCGCAGGUGCAGCCGAAGCCGCAGCGCUUCCCGCAAGCGGCAGAGGGCAAGGUCUGACAGCAGUUCGCAUUCCAGCGCAGAUGCGCGGGCAGAACGUCGGAAGGAACAGGUUGCAACAGCGGUGCUGAACCGAGUAAAAAACUCGGAAGCAGCAGAUACCGGUGAGGAUGAUGCCGAUGAGAUUAUUCGGCAGCUAAAGUCAAAGUACGACAAAGCCAACAAAUCGGCUGGAACUGAUGCAGGACCUGCUGUAGACCUGCACGAUGUGGAAGAAGACAUCGAUCCCAACAAAUUGGGAGCUUUGGCGAUGGAAGCCAUGCUGAGCGGCGACAUGGCGCGCUACGAGGAGCUAAAUCGUCGUUUGGAGAAGCACCAGGCCAGUCUUGCAACUGGCGGUGAGGAGGACAAGUCCAAUGCCUUCAAACUUCCACCUCCAGAAGAGAAAUCAGAGAAUGUCAAGGUUCUGGAGCAGGUGGAUGCAGCUGGACGAAGCAAAAAGCUUCUCCAGUCCGUCCAGUCAACUUCUGUGCACACCAAAGGACGCAACAAAAGAGGCAAUGCCAACGCUGUCCCUGGUGGCAAAGACAAGAAAGGCUCUCAAGGCUAUUACGAGGAUGAUGAUGUCUCCCUCAACGAGCUCAUUCGCCGUGAGAGAAUAGAAGGGGUGCAGGAUUACGAUUCCAACUUUGAGAAGCACAUUUUGAAGAAGGGUGACCGCUUCAAGAUGCUAGAAGAAGAUGAAGAUGAGGCUUAUGCACUAGGGUGGUACGAGAAUAAUGACAAGAAGAUGGAUGCGAGGAAAGGAGCUGAGAAGCGUUUAAAACAAGAGAAGAACGACAAGAACCGAAUCCAGGUGAACCUGGAGAGAUGUAACCUCUGCAUGGAAAGUAAAAAGUUCUUUCGCAAAGAUGCCAUCAUGUCCGUAUCUCCACAUGCGUACCUCUGUGUGGAGGCAAUGAACCGGUGCAUCGUUCCUGGCCAGGUGGUCAUCGCCCCACAAGACCAUACCAUGGCCAUGACAGAGGUGGAUGAGGCGGAUAUCCGCAACUACCAAAAGUGCCUCAUCGCUUUCUACGAAUCAGAGCAACCUCCUCGAGCUGUGCUCUUUGUGGAGUCCUCCGUGCACCGAGUGUCUCGAGAUAAGGCCCUUCUUGGAGCUGGUCCACACUGCUGCAUCGUAGCUUACCCAAUAGAGAUGGAUUUGCUGGUGCAAGCAAGGACAUACUGGAAGAAGGCCUUUGACGAAGCGGAAAAUGAGUUUGAGACCUCUCACAAGAAGGUCAUUGAGACUGACUCCAAGGGUGGUGUGCGGAACGCUGUGCCAAAAGGAUUUCCGUACAUUCACGUUGACUUCAGCCUCGGGGGUGGCUUCGCACAUGUCAUUGACAACGUCGUGGAUUUCCCCAAGGAUUUCGUCCAGCAUGUAAUGGCAGGAAUGUGUGAGCUUACCAUCCUGGACCGAGCCUACACUUGCAAGGAAGAGUACAGAGACGCUUGCAAAGAUUUAAAGGACAGAUUUGCCCAGGACUUCGAUUGGACAAAGGCAUUGCAGAGCUGA